AAGAACAAAUGUUAUGUGAAUGUGAUGCCGAUAAAAGAAGAACAGCCCAAGGAAUAUGGCGUAAUAAUCUUACAAUUUUACGACAAAGUGAACCAGAACAAAGCCACCACGUGUCGCUUCCGAGAAUAAAGCUGGGAACUGCCCAGGGAUUCUUCUUCCAACCACUAUCGACCUGGGUCUUUUGCUUUUGGGUGUGUUAAAUUUCUUCUCUUUUUCACUCUGAUUUCUUCCUUGCUUUCAUCUCUGCCUUCCCCGGCAAUUUUCGAAAUUCUUUGUGUUUUUCUGUUUUUCGUUUUCUGGUUCUGUUACUUUUCCUGGGUGCAUACUUUUGACCUUUCGAUGUCGCUGUUGGAUGCCCCCUUCUGUGGAAUGCACAAAGCGUUAUGUAGAUGGAGUUGUUUCUGUAUAGCAAAAAAUAUGUCGGUGCACUUGGUGUUGAUGUUUGGUUGAAAAGGGAACGCUUCUGAAUUUCACGAUCUCAGAUCACGGUGGAAUUUGACUCUCCGUUGUAAUUUCCUUGGCUGUCGCUGAAUUGGGUGUUUCCAGUUUGAUUUGGGGAGAGAGAGAGAGAGAGAGAGAGAGAGAGAGCAUUUGAUCUAAGAUGAACUUCAAGAACUAUGCAAAUGAGCUGCCGGCGGAGGGAGGUGGAGGCGGCGGAAGGAUGUCGGGGAAUAUUCCGUUGGCGAGGCAAUCAUCGAUUUAUUCUUUGACGUUUGACGAGCUCCAGAGCACCAUGGGUGGGAUUGGCAAGGACUUCGGGUCGAUGAACAUGGAUGAGCUGUUGAAGAACAUUUGGAGCGCUGAGGAGACUCAGACCGUGGGAUCUUCAGCCGGUGGUGGUGCUCAACAAGGGGAUAAUGGCUAUUUGCAGAGGCAGGGCUCGUUAACCUUGCCCAGGACGCUGAGCCAGAAGACAGUUGAUGAGGUUUGGAGAGACAUGGCCAAAGAGUACGGUGCCGGUGCUGGUGGAAAGGAAUCGACUUUGAAUUUGCCGCAGCGACAGCAGACUUUGGGAGAGAUGACACUCGAAGAGUUCUUGGUCAGAGCUGGGGUUGUCAGGGAAGAUAUUCAAUUGCCUGGGAAAUCCAAUAAUUCUGGAUUUUUCGGUGAUCUUUCAAGGCCCAGCAACAAUUCAGGCUUAGGUUUUGGGUUUCAACAGAUGGCCCAAAGCACAGCAGCAAUAGGAAGUAGGAUGCCCGAGACCAGUAAUCAAGCUGCUAAUUUACCACUGAAUGUAAAUGGGGCUAGAUCAGUGCAGCAGCAACAGCAGCAAAUUUUUCCCAAGCUGUCAACUCUGGCAAACGCCAAUCCCAUGCCUAUAUCGAGUAGUACUCAGCUGGGUAGCCCCGGAAUCAGGGGUGGGAUUGUUGUGAUUGCAGAUUCAUCGAUGAAUAGCAACUUGGUCCAGAAUGCUGGGUUACCAGCUGCAGGGAUGGGGAUGAUUGGAUUGGGAACUGGUGCUGUUACUGUACCAACUGGUUCCCCAGCCGUUUCUUCCGAUGGGUUUGGGAAGAGUAAUGGAGAUACUUCUUCUGUUUCACCAGUUCCUUAUGUGUUUAAUGGAGGUUUACGGGGAAGAAGAUCCAGUAAUGCUGUGGAGAAGGUUAUUGAGAGGAGACAGAGAAGAAUGAUAAAGAACAGAGAGUCAGCUGCUAGGUCACGGGCUCGUAAACAGGCCUAUACAAUGGAGUUGGAAGCAGAAGUUGCAAAACUGAAAGAGCAAAAUCAAGAACUUCAAAAGAAGCAGGCAGAAAUGAUGGAGAUGCAGAAAAAUCAGGUCGUGGAGAUGAUGAACAUGCAGCAGGGGGUGAAGAGGCCAUGCCUUAGGCGAACACAGACUGGGCCAUGGUGAAGGGUCUACGAGUGAUGCAUUCAUAGUUGAAAGAAGAAAUGGAUGAUUUGCGGAUGGUAGGUGGCUGACUGUACAUAUUUGAGAGGAGCAUGCUUUGUGUUGUGCAUAUCAAAAAGGAUCCGCUGUUGUGUGUAUUUGUAGCUGCUUAAUUCUCACUAGCUCUGUUUAGCUUCUUCUUUUUUCUAUGGAUUUCAUUCGUUUUAUAUGUAUAUAGCUAGAUUCAAUCAGUGAAUUGAUUUUGUUUACUGCCUUUUGACCUCUAAUAUUAGCAGUAGUGAUGUGAUGGUAAUAA
Molecule: messenger RNA, 2144 nt
Organism: Diospyros lotus (date-plum)
Lineage: Eukaryota; Viridiplantae; Streptophyta; Magnoliopsida; Ericales; Ebenaceae
Product: bZIP transcription factor 46-like
Exons: 4
Coding region: 602-1852 (416 amino acids)
Biological process (GO): positive regulation of DNA-templated transcription
Cellular component (GO): nucleus
Molecular function (GO): DNA-binding transcription factor activity
Source: RefSeq, a predicted model, not a curated record